AUGGCUGAAGCACCAUUCACACUCUCAGUCCCAGACGCCGACUUGGAGCUACUGCGUACCAAACUCAAGAGCACCCGACUCCCCGAUGAGCUCGUGAACGCGAAAUGGGCCUAUGGUGCACCACUUGGAGAUAUCAAGCAGCUCCUCGAAAGGUGGAAAGAUGGGUUCGACUGGCGUGCGGCUGAGGCAAAGAUCAACGACAUACCUCAGUUCACUAGAGAUAUCGAGGUCGAGGGGUUCGGCACGUUGAACAUUCAUUAUAUCCACCAGAAGAGUCAAGUGAAGAAUGCUAUCCCACUAUUCUUCUCUCAUGGUUGGCCCGGUCAUUUUCUGGAAGUUUCAAAGCUACUUCCUUUGUUGACAGCUGAAUCUCCGGACCAUCCGAGCUUCCAUGUGGUUGCGUUCAGCUUACCUGGAUUCGGCUUCUCUGAAGCUCCGAAGAAAAGGGGCUUUCGUCUUAAACAGUAUGCCGAGGUCGGUCACAAGCUUAUGAUCGCCCUUGGAUAUAACGAAUACGUUGUUCAAGGAGGAGACUGGGGGUUCGGCAUCGUUCGCAACAUGGCUUCUUUGUACGGUGGGAAGCACAUAAAGGCUUGGCAUACCAAUUUCCCUAUGAUGGAUAAACCAUCUUUCAGUUCCCACCCACUGUUAUGGCUUAGAGACCUUUUCACGCCCUACACUGCGCAAGACCGUCUACACAUUGAACGGGCAAUAUACUAUCGGACGAAAUCGUAUGGUUAUUUUGUAGAACAAUCCACUAUGCCUCAGACAAUCGGAUACUCUCUUGCUGAUUCUCCCGUUGGACUCUUGGCUUGGGUGUAUGAGAAGCUCGUCAACUGGACUGACAACUAUCCUUGGACUGAUGAUGAAGUCUUAACCUGGGUAUCGAUCUAUUGGUUCUCUCGAGCAGGUCCUGCAGCCUCGGUCAGAAUCUACUACGAGUUUCAAACCAAGGAAGGGCAAGCCGAUUGGGAAAAUAUCAAAGCACCUACCAUCCCAUUCGGUGUAUCCUACUUCCCUAAGGAGGUGAUAUUUGUUCGCUUCUUCUGGACCCGCCUUCUGGGCAAUCUCGUCUUCAAAUCUACCCCUGACAGAGGAGGACAUUUCGCUGCUCAUGAGAAGCCCGAACUUCUUUCCCGCGAUAUUCGGGCGAUGUUCGGCUCUGGUGGUCCUGCAUUCGGUGUUGUACCAGGCAAGGAUGGAUACAGUGGCAAGUGGCAAGACUGAUGGGAUGCAGGCGUGCACAUUUAGAUCUGUCUGUUGAAGUGUGUUUUCUGCAAUGGCAAUGAUGACUUCAGUGAUGUAUAUGUACACUUUCGCAUUUCGCUCUUGACCUCUUGUUACAUCCACAUACGAAAGUGCCAGAUAAAUAACACACCGAAGAAAUACCACAUGAAUCCAGUCUGUGCGGGACAGUCUAUAUACGGGCGGUAGCAGAUUUUGCACAGAACAGAUCCAAGUUCCGUGAAGAUUGAGCCCUCGAAUGGUCAUCAAAGGUCGUCAGAGGGAAUAGCUAGCCGAAGGUAUGAAGGGUAUGAAAGGAUUAAACAGGCAUUUAACGAGAUGUCAAGUUUCUGAUGCUGGUCAUCUCGCAUAGAGCCUCUGCGACAUGCAGGUCCCGUGUCAUGAAC
Messenger RNA from Somion occarium, 1631 nucleotides. Lineage: Eukaryota; Fungi; Basidiomycota; Agaricomycetes; Polyporales; Cerrenaceae. The record is from the annotation of a GenBank genome assembly.